Molecule: messenger RNA, 1131 nt
Organism: Lachancea thermotolerans CBS 6340
Lineage: Eukaryota; Fungi; Ascomycota; Saccharomycetes; Saccharomycetales; Saccharomycetaceae
Gene: CSG2
Product: mannosylinositol phosphorylceramide synthase regulatory subunit
Exons: 1
Coding region: 1-1131 (376 amino acids)
Biological process (GO): intracellular calcium ion homeostasis
Cellular component (GO): endoplasmic reticulum membrane
Molecular function (GO): enzyme regulator activity
Source: RefSeq, a predicted model, not a curated record
AUGCGUAUCGCGUUAUGGCUUACAGCUGUGCUUGGCUAUGUCGUGCAAAUAAAAUGUAUAUCGCACAUUUACUCAACAUCUGUCCAAGGAACACUGGAUGUUCUGUACUUCCUGUUCGCACACUGCUCUUCGUGGAUUUUGGUAGCGCCUCUCACCCAGGUGUACUAUUACGUGAGAUAUGGCAAGACAAACAGGCGCGAAAUCUGGAAUAUGGGUUUCUGGGUGGCCAUUCAGGACUACAACAUAGGGAGCGAUGCCGAAGCACAGAUGCAAGGAGCAUCAAAGGUCGGAAGGCAAGUCAAGCGCGCUCUUCAGUUCGCCAUCCUCGCUGGCCUGAUAUCAAUCGCCGGCUACACCUUCCUUAUGUCACUGAACCUGUCGCCGGCGCUCGACAUCGCCAUAAUCCACAACACAUCGAUGUUCGAGAUCGUGUCGCUGCUUUUGGUCGUGACCGGACUGGCGUCGAGAAGGCAUCUGCUUCAAAACUUUUUGAUGAUGGUGGUGAUUCUGAUUGGGAUCUUGAUCGUGUCGUAUACCAAGGCAACGUGCGACGUUUUGUCGGGCAAACUCUCAAUCAACCAAGACACCGGCGAGCUGAAUGACCCUUUCCUUUUUGAUAGACUAAAGGGCGCGCUCAUAUGCGGAUUGGGCGCUCUAACGAUAGGCCCCGUCUUUGUCUUGUGGAGCAAAUGGACCGCCAACGCUAAGAACACAAAGGAGGGAGCCAUCCGCCCCUUCACCGCUAGCCGUGACAGAAACUUCGUGUCGAACUGUGAAAUCAGCUUGGUCGGUGUCUUCAACCUAAUGAUUCUCGGCACAGCCCUGCUGGUGUGCGGCAAGGGCGGCUCCGGUAGCCAAACCGUCAUGUACAAGUCUGAGUGGAUCUUGGUAUCCAUAUUCGCAGGGCAUUUGCCAAUGGUUGUAGCCACUGUUCACUUGUCUAGGAGGGUGUCUCCAAUAUUCACAUCGACAUGUUUCAUCGGCUGCAUUGUAUUCACCGCCUUGGCUGACUGGAUAGCGGAAAGCGCGCAAAGUAUUAUUACGAGGUGGGAAGUUAUCGGCUACCUUAUGGUGUCGAUAACAGGCAUAUUUUUAGGUCGUCGUUACUUGGCCACAGCCAGGUUUAAGUAA